Messenger RNA from Suillus paluster, 783 nucleotides. RefSeq lists its product as uncharacterized. The transcript has 4 exons. The record is from RefSeq and is a predicted model, not a curated record. NCBI's taxonomy places the organism in Eukaryota, Fungi, Basidiomycota, Agaricomycetes, Boletales, Suillaceae. Bases 1 to 783 code for a protein of 260 amino acids. Gene Ontology annotation, molecular function: protein binding.
AUGACUACACAUCUAUUCAAUGAUAUUGAGGCCAAAGGAGCCAUGAGGAACUACAAUACGAAGCCAAACGAACAAAUGCAUGGGCCAUUGAAGGACUCAUACCAGAACUGGACCAACUUUAAGAACUUUGCAGCACAGAUUCUUCAUAUAGACCACUGGCUACUCGUUGCGGAUGACAUUCAUCGUCAAGUCUUCGACUUGGAUGAAUAUGUAAAGGUGACAUCACAGGACCAAGUAAAUGACGCCGAUGACAUCGACGACAACACAAAUGAGGAUGAUGCUGACUCCGAGUCAGACCCUAUCAUACAUGAUUUCAUCCCUUUGGAUGGGUCUAUGCAUGUGAAACUUGGGUCGAGGCAAGCUCCACAGGCCUUUAGUCUCAUUGAGAAUGCUCACCAGGAUGACGACACAUUUACUAACUUCCGUGUCAAACUGAACUCGUUUUUAAAUGUAUUUCUACCUGCAAGUAACAUACCCCUGCCAGACGGGAAAAGAGUUCAUCUCCCAUCGAAUCACACAAACGUUGCUCUAUCAAUGACUUUCUCUGGUCAUGUGUACAACACGACUGUUGCACAUUUUUCGCCAUCUGGCUUCUACUGCGUGUCCACAGACACUACUGGAACAGUCAAGCAGAACAAGUGGUCAAACCUUGAAUUUCUACUUGCGAAGAAGAUCGCCCUGGUGUGCUACCCCAUGCAAGAGCUCGAGCCUAACUAUCUGACCACAAAAGGCAAGGUCUAUAGCGAGGAAGCAGAUUGGUACCUCUGCCGGCUCAACCACUAG